This is a messenger RNA of Pecten maximus, 1951 nucleotides long. RefSeq lists its product as uncharacterized. The transcript has 2 exons. Lineage: Eukaryota; Metazoa; Mollusca; Bivalvia; Pectinida; Pectinidae. The record is from RefSeq and is a predicted model, not a curated record. The coding region runs from base 195 to 1361 and encodes 388 amino acids.
CCGAAUCGAUAAGAACUAACCAGCACUUCUUACAAGAACUACCAUAUUUUUUUUCUUUUUCGUAACUUUGUAACUUUUUUCGAACUUUGCGACAACGACAGGGGAACACAUCUCAAGCAAGAACUCAACCACCAACCAUCAAGAACACAAUUCACAGCUUUUUAUUAUAAAAAGAUUUAUUCAAGCCUACCAUAAUGCUUUCGGAGUCGGGAAGACAACUGAUGAAGAUCACAGUUAUACAGUUCUUCAUCACAGCAACAAUUGCCAGAGUUUUACCUCAGAUGGAUCGCCAAUACCAGCCCAGAAAUUCGCCGGACUCUAGAUUCGGCCCCGGUCCAAUUUUGACCCCGGUCAAAUUCCUGAGCAUAUCCAAGCUCCAGAACAGCCAAUUAGCAUACGAUGCUGAUCGUGCGCGAGCAAAUGAUCUUCAGAAUAGCGUCAAUAAUGGUGGCAUGCAACCUGAGUAUUUGGAACCAAUCAGUGGCGCGCCUAAGCGAAUCAGAAUCGAGCUCGCACGUGGAUCUAACAAGAGGGUGUCAAUUACACACAGAUCCGGCAGACGAAUCCAUUUCACCUUAAUGGGGAGACAAGACUCCACACAGAAUGGUCCACGACAGAUGAGGGUGAUGUUUAAAAACAGACCUCAGAGCGUUGCCAUGGAUAUGCCAGCCAACUCCGUUAAUGUCAACGAGUUUUCCUCCGAGCCACCUACCUUCCGUACUGCUGUUGGUGGUAAUUCUGAAACGAACCCACGAGGGCCUAGCAAGAUCGUUCUUAUAAGAAACAACGGUCCAAGUCGGGUACCAAAGCGUGUCAUUGUUAGAACGGUAACCGGAAGCGGAAGUCCAAACAGACGUGUCGUGAGAAUCCAUUUCGUCAGGAACAACAACAACAAAAAUGACGUCAUCCAAAGGGGAGCAACUCGCCCAGAGAUCACUAUGCCAUCCACAAAUAUGGAUCAAUACCCACAGGUUAAUAGAAUGAACAACAGAGGAAACGUCGAGACAACUUCCGGUUCAACACAAGGUCAAGGCCAAAGUCCACUCCAGAAUUUACUCCAAAGUCAAUUUCAAGAUCAAAUCAAUGGCCAAGUUCUAGCCGAACUUAAAGGAAAGAUCGAAAGUUUGCUCCAGGAUCAACUGCAAGGACAACUUCAAGGUCAAAUUCAGGGUCAUCUACAAGGUCAACCUAAAGGUCAAGCGUCUUCAUCUCCCUUUCCUGCGGAAGUUGUCGAUAUCGAAGAACCGGAAAUAGCAUCAUCCCACCACGGCAAAACAGCACAAGCAACACCUACCCUAAGUCCAGUGACACAGGAACAGUCGACUUCGCUCCCUGUGGAUGCUGAAGCUGAAGAAUUGUAAAUUGAUAGUUCGAGGUGAAUACUCAAAAAAUGCAAUACAUAAAUCAUACCUUUAUAUUUCGAAUUCGAUGAAACACGUUUUAUACCUUUCUUGAUUGCUUUCGAAGCAAGAGAAGUAAGUCACCUUGCUUAAUCAAGAAAGGUUUUCGACUUCAAUAUUAUUGCCAUGCACUUUUUCGAAUUGCAUGCAAUAUGGAGAAGUUGUAAAGUAUACUAAAGUUGUGAAUGAGGAAUAUUCACUUGAUAAUUUAUUAAUUCGUGUAUUUACGUUAUCAUAACUAUAUUUGGCACUCGUAACAUCUCGGGCACUUUCGCCUAGGCUCGGAAUCAAGCCGGACUUGACGGAAUUGGCCGACAUGUUCCGAAUGCUCAAUUUGGUUUCCCAGGUGUUUUCUGCUUGUGUAUCUCCUUUGUAAAAGAGUUCCACAUAAAAGAGCUCCACUUGUCGCUCUUUCCUGUGCUAUGGUAGUUUUUUUUGUACGAAUUUGCUGAUUAAUUCUUUCAUAUUUCUACUCUCAUGCUGGUCAUGGAAACGUAACUUAUUAAGUUUUAUUUGAAAAACAUUGAAUAAUAAAAUAUUCAGCAUAACCA